Messenger RNA from Theileria annulata, 636 nucleotides. RefSeq lists its product as uncharacterized. Gene Ontology annotation, molecular function: ubiquitin binding. Gene Ontology annotation, biological process: Golgi organization; autophagosome assembly; membrane fusion. NCBI's taxonomy places the organism in Eukaryota, Apicomplexa, Aconoidasida, Piroplasmida, Theileriidae. Gene Ontology annotation, cellular component: nucleus; cytosol. The record is from RefSeq and is a predicted model, not a curated record. The transcript has a single exon. Bases 1 to 636 code for a protein of 211 amino acids.
AUGACGAAUAUAAAAUCAUUAGAAGAUUAUAUAGAGAAAGAGAAUAAUAAAUAUAAAUAUGCUGGUGGGCAGAAUAGUGGAAUAGGUAUAGAUGAAGGUGAUCAUAUAAUAAAUUUAUAUUUGGAUGGAUUUAUAGUGGAUGGUGGUGUAUUUAGACCAUUAUCAGAUCCAAUAAAUACAUUAUUUAUCAAUGAUGUGAAACGUGGUAUAGCACCCCCAGAAUUACAACAUAAUAAUCAUCAAAUUAAUUUACAUUUAAUUGAACAUAAUAUUAAUUAUCUUAAUAAUAAUAUUAUUAUUGAUAAAAAAAAUUAUUUAAUUGGAAAUAUUAAUACAAAUUUAAAAAUCAAAUUAUCUAAUGGAAAUUUAAUUAAUUUAACUAUAUCACAAUCGGCUACUAUAUAUGAUCUUAAAUAUUUCAUAUUACAAUAUAUUAAUAAUAAUAUGAGUAGUAUGAGUAAUAAUAUGAGUAAUAAUAUGGGUACUAGUGGUACGGUGAAUAGUAGUGUGAAUGUGGGAGAGAUAAAAUUAUUAUAUGGAUUCCCACCUAAAAAAAUAAAUUUUGAUGAUACAACUACAUUAAAAGAUGCUGAUAUUUUAAAUUGUAAUAUUAUUCAAAAAUAUUUUUAUAUCUAG